GUAUUUUUAUUCCUAACCAGCUUUGCAGAUGUCGGUUCGCGUUGUUGACGAAGGUCGAGCGCUCGAGACGUUGGCUCUGCUGCGCAACCCGCACACGGAUCUCAACUGGGCCUUCUUCGCCUCGGAGGAAAAGGACACAAUCACUCUGUCAGACUUUGGCGUCGGUGGUGUUGACCAGCUUGCUUGCAUUCUGCGCCCCAACGUUGGUGGAUACGCACUGACCCGCGUCAAGCAGGAUGGUGUUUGGAGGUACUGCUACAUUACAUGGAUGGGAGACGCCAUCCCUUCGAUGAAGAAGGCUGAAGUCGCCAAAAACAUGGCCGUCGUGUCCAAAUUCUUGGGCAACUUUGAUCUCGAAAUGCUCGUGUCCCACAUGCGCGAAAUGACCGAGGCAAACGUCACGGCCAAGGUGCGCGAGGCGUUGACUGGCGAGGCCGAGGAGCCUGCGUCCUCAGCACCCGCCACAGCGCCGCGACGAGCAACCGCCUUGUCGGACGAACCCAUGUACAUUGAUCACUCGGAGGUGUCGAAGAGCUUUAUCGAAGACAACCAGUACGAGUCGCUCGACGGCUACAAGCCGUACCAGUAUGGCGAGGGCAACGUCGAGGGUGGCGAUUUGGACAUUUACGGCUCGCAUGGAUACUCGGCGAGCGCCCAGGCCGAUCUGUACGCCGCACCGCAGGACUACCAGGCGGCGACGCCGCUCGAGAGCGGCGACAAUUACGGCUACGACGGCGCCGAACUGUACGAAGCGCCGCAGGUCAGCGACCCUGCCGCCGACGCUGCCGCUGCUGCCUACACGGAGCAGUACCGCCAAUACCUCGCGCUGCUGUCCGCCGUCUCCCCCGCGCAGCUCCAGGACAUUUACGGCACGGCCACUCAGGCGCAAGCUGGUCAGCCGAUCCAGUACCAGCAGCUGCUUUCGCUCAUGCAAACUGCCCAGCAACAGCAACAAAUGAGCAAGAUUGAGAAGACUGUCGAUCAAAACGCCGUUAUCGAGGCUGCUCGUCAGGUCAAGUCGAGUGUCAACGCCACCGGUCUCGGCAAGUUUGCCAGUGUCCGCGGAGCCCCUCGCAGCUCCACCAACGUCUCUGGCGAGGGUCAGCAGGUCCAGAUUCUCGACCAAGACAAGGCCACUGCCGCCGUCAAGUCUGUCCGCGAUGAGAAGAGUGCCACCAGCUGGGUUUUGCUUGGCUACGAGGGCAAGUCUGUCGCCCAACUUCGUCUGUUGGCCACCGGCAAUGCCAUUGAAGACAUUCGCAAGCACGUUUCUGCCGACAUUGUUGCCUACGCGCUUGCUCGCUUGAUCGAUCGCAGCGAGGCCAUCCAUGCCACUCGGUACGCGUUCGUGACCUGGAUGGGCGACAACGUCCCUGCGCCAAAGAAGGCCAAGGUCGCUGUCAACAAGUCGAGCAUCCUCGCAUUCUUGGGACACUACAACGUGGAUGUGUUGACCUCCGACUUGAAUGAGCUGUCGGAGAGUGUCCUGCUCGACAAGCAACGAAGCGCUGGCAAGGGUGGCUCUGGCUCGGGCCCAGUCCCUCGUGUGGCCAACAUUUUCUCAAAGCCCUCCGAAACACCAACCGCCAAGCCUCCGUCGUCGCCGGCCCCAGUCGCUCCUACUACUCCCACGACGCCGACCGCACCCACUUCCACCGCCGCCUCCUCAUCAUCUGCACCCUCGCCGGCAGCUAUUGCCGCCGCAAAGGCAGCUGCGCCAAAGACCCUCAGCGGCGAAGGCAAGAAGGUCAGUGUUAUCGAUAUGGCGGCCGCAAGCAGCGUCGUUCAGCAAAUCCGCUCAGACACGUCGACUCUCAACUGGGUCCUCUUUGGCUACGAGGGCAAGAGCGUCGAUACCAUUUGCAUGCUCGGCUCGGGCUCUGGCGGUGUGGAGGAGCUUGCCAAGCUCGUCAACCAGGAUAUGGUUGGUUAUGGUCUUGUCAAGAUUCGCGAGGACGCCAAGGGUGGCCUCGCCGCACCGCGCUUUGCCCAAAUCACCUGGAUGGGCGACAACCUGCCCGGUGCCCGCAAAGCCAAGGUGGCCGUCAACAAGAGCAGCGUGUCUAAAUUCUUGGGUCACUACAACCUCGACAUGCUCGUGUCGGACAAGGCCGAACUGACCACUGCCAACUUUAGCAGCAAGUUUUCGCAAGCGACUGCUCCUUCUGGAAACACUUCUGCCAAGCCCUCUGCGGUCGCCGCAGGUGCCUCGCCUCUCAACGCGCAACAACCUGCCAAACGCCCCAACAGCGUUGUCGGCGGUGGUAGUGGCGGCUUUACUCCAAAGGCAUUCACAGCGCCAAAGCAAGUUGUCACAACGAUCAACCACGUCAAUUUCGUGGAUGUCGACAAUCUCAAGGCCGAGAUCGCCGAAGUCCGCAACGACAGCAAGCCCAAGAACUGGACACUGCUGCGCCUGGACGAGCGUAACAGCCAGAUUAUCUUGCUUGGCUCUGGUGAAGGUGGUCUCAAGCAGAUGCGUGCCAACCUGAAGGACGACAUGGCAGCCUUCGGUCUGCUCCGUCAGAACGUGACCAUCAAGGGCGUCAACACUGUGCGAUUCGCUUUUAUCAACCUGAUUGGCGAGAAAUUGCCAAUGCUCAUUCGCGGCAAGAUCUCAUCGUACCACGGUGCAGUGGUGACACUCAUGGAUCCCUACCACGUAGACCUGACUGUGCGCAACGUUGCCGAAUUGACCGACGAGCUCGUUCUCGAGAAAUUGAACAAGUAAAUCAAAGCACCCUUUUGCUUUACCCCGCCCUACAAGUGCUAUCUACCCUUCCCCCGCCCCUCCCCUUUUUGCAAUUCCCACCUUGACUUGCAACAACAUGACUAGCUACCAUCCAUUUGUAUUCCUUUCUGUGCUUUACUGUUCUCGCAUGUUUUGUUUGUGCCCCCCUCCUUGUUUUCAAUGUUGUUGGCCGAUUGCACUCGUGCUGGUCGAAGGGACUUGUUUUGUGUAUUGUAAUGGUUGACAUGCUUUUCGUCUAUUUGUAAUACACAAUUUCCC
This is a messenger RNA of Capsaspora owczarzaki ATCC 30864, 3010 nucleotides long. RefSeq lists its product as hypothetical. Lineage: Eukaryota; Filasterea; Ministeriida; Capsasporidae. Bases 29 to 2731 code for a protein of 900 amino acids. The record is from RefSeq and is a predicted model, not a curated record. Gene Ontology annotation, molecular function: actin filament binding. Gene Ontology annotation, biological process: regulation of actin filament polymerization. Gene Ontology annotation, cellular component: cortical actin cytoskeleton; site of polarized growth; actin filament. The transcript is spliced from 12 exons.